Molecule: messenger RNA, 9232 nt
Organism: Thrips palmi
Lineage: Eukaryota; Metazoa; Arthropoda; Insecta; Thysanoptera; Thripidae
Product: glutamate synthase [NADH], amyloplastic
Exons: 33
Coding region: 192-6413 (2073 amino acids)
Molecular function (GO): glutamate synthase (NADH) activity; iron ion binding; flavin adenine dinucleotide binding
Source: RefSeq, a predicted model, not a curated record
UGUGCCGCCUGCCGCGCCGUGCACAGAACUCACGGCGCCGCGUAGCACCGCGCACCGCGACGGCCCCGACACCGCCCGCCCUGUCAAGUGUAGUGUCGUCUUGCGGGCAAGCCGAGGCGGAGUCUCUCGAAGAAGGAGUGUCACACAUUCUCCUUCCACAAUCCUGCCCGGAAAACCGUAAUACGGUCCUGAUGUCCAACGAGUCUUGGUCGCUGCCGCCCGCAGAUGGCCUGUACAGCCCCGAGAAUGAGAAGGCAGCUUGUGGUGUUGGCUUCAUCGUCUCCAUCGAUGGCCAACGCUCACACAAGAUCCUCCGCGACGCGGAGAAGCUGUCGAUGCGCAUGAACCACCGCGGCGCCUGCUCGUGCGACAAUGACACUGGCGAUGGCGCGGGCGUGCUCACCGCCAUCCCGCACGACCUGUACGCCGCGGAGCUCCGGGCGACUCAGAAGGUGGAGCUGCCGCCGCUGGGCCGCUAUGCCACGGGGAUCUGCUUCACGGACAAGGCCAGCGGGCCCGCCUGCGAGGAGCACUUCGCCAAGCUGGCCAAGGAGUGCGGCCUCGAGGUGGUGUGCUGGCGCGACGUGCCCGUCGACAGCACCAAGAUCGGCCUCAUGGCGCGCAAGAGCGAGCCCCUCAUGCGCCAGGUGUUCGUCACCGGCAAGGCGCAGGACGACGCGCUCAACCGCCAGGCCUUUAUUUUAAAGAAAGUAGCUACCCACCAGAUCGCCGGUCCCGGUCGUCGGUUUUACAUCUGUUCCCUGUCGACCUCCACUGUUGUGUACAAGGGUCAAUUCACAGCUGAUCAACUCUGGGCAUAUUUUAAUGACCUUUCCAAUGAAUCUUUCCAUACCUAUUUAGCCCUUGUGCACACACGUUUCUCCACCAACACAUUCCCCAGCUGGGAAAGGGCACAUCCAUUGAGGUACCUUGCCCACAAUGGUGAGAUAAAUACCUUACGAGGAAAUGUUAAUUUCAUGAAAGCCCGUGAGGGCGUCAUGUCCAAUGAGGAGUUUGGUGACUUGAAGAAACUCUAUCCAGUUGUGGAACCAAACCUCUCUGACUCAGGCGCAGUUGAUUGUGUUCUUGAGUUCAUAACUAUGGCAGGAAAACGAUCUCUUCCUGAGGCUGUUAUGACUAUGGUCCCAGAAGCUUGGCAAAACGACAAGACAAUGCCAGAAGAAAAGAAAGAUUUCUAUCACUGGGCGGCUUGUUCAAUGGAGCCUUGGGAUGGCCCUGCUCUGCUGACGUUCACAGAUGGACGUUACAUUGGAGCCAUUCUGGAUCGGAAUGGACUACGGCCAUCGAGAUUCUAUGUUUUGAAGGAUAACAUUAUGGUCAUGGCCUCUGAGGUAGGAGUGUAUGACACUGACCCAAGCAAUGUCCUACUCAAGAGCCGAUUGAAGCCAGGACGCAUGUUAUUGGUGGACACGAAGCAGAAAACAAUCAUCCAGGACGUUGAGCUGAAGCGACAGAUAGCCCUUUCCCGCCCCCACUCUACUUGGCUUAAAGAGGAGAGGAUUUUGAUGUCAGAUCUUUACAAAGAUCACAAACCAACUGCAGAGGAUGCAGCCUUAUGCAAGCCUAUCAUUGACAAAACCGCUACCUCUCGUAUCAAAACGGAAGAAGAGAGGCAAAUUGCAGUUGGACAGAUGUAUGGAGGGGAUCAGCGCCUGUCGAUGUUUGGGUACACCAUUGAGACCAUCACCAUGCUGCUAGUGCCCAUGAUUAACACCAAGAAGGAAGCCCUGGGCUCCAUGGGCAAUGAUGCUCCUCUGGCCUGCCUGUCAAAUUUCCAGCCACUUCUAUAUGAGUACUUCAAGCAACUUUUUGCUCAGGUCACAAAUCCACCCAUUGAUCCCUUCCGUGAGAAAAUUGUUAUGUCCUUGAUGUGCCCCAUUGGUCCGGAAGCCAAUCUUCUUGACCCAUCCUCGAAGCAGUGUCACCGUCUCUUCUUGCCCAACCCAAUUUUGUCUUUGAAAGACCUUCUCGUCAUUAAGAAUACCAGUCACCGCGGUUGGAAGAGCAAGGUCAUUGACAUAACAUUUGCACGAAAAGAUGGUGCCGCUGGACUUAAGAAUGCUCUCAGUCGCAUUUCUGAUGAGGCUUGCCAAGCUGCCAGAGCUGGAUAUCAGCUUCUCAUUCUCUCCGAUCGUGCUGCUGGGGUGGACCGCUUGCCUGUUAGUGCUCUCAUGGCCCUUGGUGCCACCCAUCACCAUCUUAUUGAAGAGAGGCAGCGCAAGAAAGUGGGGCUGAUUGUUGACACAGCAGAGGCUCGAGAGGUUCAUCACAUGUGUGUCCUUCUGGGAUACGGUGCUGAUGCCAUUUGCCCAUACUUGGUGUUUGAGCUGGCUGCUUCUCUUCGUUCAGAAGGUGUUAUUGACGCAAAUAUUUCUGACGAUGAUCUCUUUAAGAACUAUUCUGAAGCAAUGGAACGUGGUAUUGCUAAAGUAAUGGCUAAAAUGGGAAUAUCUACCCUGCAGUCUUACAAGGGAGCUCAAAUCUUUGAAGCAGUUGGUCUUUCUGAUGAAGUAGUUGACAAAUGCUUCAAGGGAACACAGUCUCGAGUUGGAGGAGUCACUUUUGAAGUUCUUGCCAAGGAAGCAUUUGAUCGGCACAGUCUUACUUACGAUGAGAAUUCUGCUGAUAUGUUAGUUCUCCGGAACCCUGGUGUAUUCCACUGGCGCUCAGGUGGAGAAAAGCACAUCAACGAACCCACCAGCAUUGCAAGUCUUCAAGAGGCUGCAGUUAGCAAGAGCCAAAAUGCUUAUGAAAAGUUCUGCCAAUCUACUAUGGAAAGUGUCAAGGCUUGCACUCUACGAGGUCAAUUGGAAGUGGUUCCAAGCCCAAACAUUCCACCUGUUGACAUUUCUGAAGUGGAACCUGCUGCAUCCAUAGUGAAAAGGUUUGCUACGGGCGCUAUGAGCUUUGGCAGUAUUUCCUUGGAGGCUCAUCAAACUCUUGCCAUGGCGAUGAAUCGCAUUGGAGGGAAAUCCAACACAGGAGAAGGUGGAGAAAAUGCUGACCGUUACUUGAACCAAGAUUCGGAGAGUAACAGACGAUCAGCGAUAAAGCAGGUUGCUUCUGGUCGUUUUGGUGUAACAAGCUCCUAUCUGGCUCAUGCUGAUGAUCUUCAGAUCAAAAUGGCCCAAGGUGCCAAGCCUGGUGAAGGAGGUGAACUGCCUGGAUACAAAGUCACUGCAGAUAUUGCUGCCACUCGACACUCUGUUCCUGGAGUUGGUCUGAUUUCUCCUCCUCCACAUCAUGACAUUUAUUCAAUUGAGGAUUUGGCAGAGUUGAUCUAUGAUUUGAAGUGUGCCAAUCCUAAUGCCAGAAUAUCUGUCAAACUAGUAUCAGAAGUUGGCGUUGGUGUGGUUGCAUCAGGUGUGGCCAAGGGUAAAGCAGAGCACAUUGUUAUAUCUGGUCAUGAUGGUGGUACAGGUGCCAGUUCAUGGACUGGAAUCAAAAAUGCUGGGCUUCCAUGGGAGCUUGGUAUUGCUGAAACUCAUCAAGUAUUGACGAUGAAUAACUUGCGCUCCAGAGUUAUUGUUCAGGCAGAUGGACAGAUCCGUACAGGGUUUGACGUAGUGGUGGCUGCUUUGCUGGGUGCAGAUGAGUUUGGCUUCAGCACUGCUCCUUUGAUUGUCAUGGGGUGCACAAUGAUGCGCAAAUGUCAUCUAAACACCUGCCCAGUUGGCAUUGCUACCCAAGAUCCAGAACUACGCAAGAAAUUUGCUGGCAAACCAGAGCAUGUGAUCAACUAUAUUUUUAUGCUGGCUGAAGAGGUAAGAGGCGUCAUGGCAAAGCUGGGUAUUCGUAAGUUCCAAGAUCUUGUUGGACGUACUGAGUUUUUACGAGUGUCUAAAAAUGCUAACUUCAAAGCUCAAAUGCUUAAUUUUGAGCCCAUCUUGAAAAAUGCUCUCACUAUGCGUCCUGGAGUCAAUAUUGUCGGUGGGUCUGAGAAGCAAGAUUUCCAGCUUGAGAACCGAUUAGACAAUGAACUUAUCAAGGCAGCGAAACCUGUUAUUGAUGGCACUGUGAAAUCUGUUAAAUUGGACCUUACAAUAAACAAUGAAUGCCGAGCUUUUGCAAGUACUUUGAGCUACCAUAUUUCUAUUAAAUAUGGUGAUGCUGGUCUACCAAACGGAAGCAGCAUUCAUAUUAAUAUGAAGGGAUCAGCUGGACAGAGUUUCUGUGCCUUCAUGUCUCGGGGAGUUUAUGUCACUUUGGAAGGUGAUGCUAACGAUUAUGUGGGCAAGGGUUUAUCUGGUGGAGAAAUUGUGAUAUAUCCUGCAAAGAACACCUUAGUUGAUGAGCAAUCAGAGAAAAAUGUCAUUGUAGGCAAUGUGUGCUUGUAUGGUGCAACUACUGGGCGUGCUUAUUUCCGAGGAAUUGCAGCUGAAAGAUUCUGUGUGCGCAACUCUGGUGUGGUUGCUGUUGUGGAGGGUGUUGGUGACCAUGGCUGCGAGUACAUGACAGGAGGUUGUGUUGUAAUUCUUGGCUUGACCGGACGUAACUUUGCUGCUGGUAUGUCAGGGGGUAUUGCUUAUGUCCUUGAUGUUGAUGGAUCAUUUAGAGGAAAAUGCAACAUGGAAAUGGUUGAGCUGUUACCUCUUGAGAAGAAAGAGGACUUAGACCAUGUUGCCCAGUUACUCAAAGAGUUCCAGCAAAAGACAGGUUCAAAGAUUGCUCAAGAUCUUCUGGCCCAAUGGCCCAAGCCUGCUUCUCAAUUCAUUAAGGUAUUCCCAUAUGAGUAUCAGAAGGCUCUUGCUGCUAUGGCUGCAGAGAAGGAAAAUUCGUCAGUUAAGAAGGUGGAGCCAGUUGUGCCUGUUAAAGCAGAGCCUAAAGUAAAAGAUAUUGAGGAAGCUAUUAAUGAUGAAGACAUGGAGAAGAAAAAGAUGGAUAAAAUUUUGGAUAAGACAAGAGGAUUUGUUAAGUACAAGAGAGAAACUGUUCCGUAUCGGAAUGUGGAAAGUCGAUUGAAUGACUGGGACGAAAUCUAUGACUUCCAGCGUGUAAGGAAAGGAUUGCGUGUUCAAGCUGCUCGCUGCAUGGAAUGUGGUGUUCCAUUCUGUCAAUCUUCUCAUGGUUGUCCUCUUGGAAACAUAAUUCCAAAAUGGAAUGACCUUGUAUUCCAUGAAAAUUGGAAAGAAGCUUUAAACCAACUCCUUCAGACAAACAACUUCCCUGAAUUUACUGGACGGGUGUGCCCUGCACCAUGUGAAGGUGCCUGUGUCCUUGGCAUAAAUGAACCUGCUGUCACUAUUAAGAACAUCGAGUGUGCUAUAAUUGAUCAUGCAUUUGAGCAAGGAUGGAUUAAGCCUAGCCCUCCCCUAACACGAUCAGGGAAGAGUGUCGCUGUCAUUGGGUCCGGUCCCUCUGGACUUGCUUGUGCUCACCAACUUAAUAAGGCGGGACACUCUGUAACCGUGUAUGAACGAAAUGAUCGUGUUGGAGGGCUCUUGCAGUAUGGUAUCCCUACAAUGAAGCUUUCCAAGGCAGUUGUUCAGCGCCGAGUUAAGCUUCUUGAAGAUGAAGGCAUUCAGUUUAAGACCAAUUCCAACAUUGGCAAGGACAUUAAAGCCAAGGAACUGUAUGACAACUUUGAUGCAGUUGUAAUGUGUACUGGGGCAACAUGGCCUCGUGACCUUCCUAUUCCUGGACGCCAACUUGAAGGAAUUCAUUUUGCGAUGGCAUUCCUUGAGAAUUGGCAGAAGGUUCAGAUGGGUAAUGACAUUCAUGUCCCCAAACUGCUCGCCAAGGACAAGGACGUGAUAGUCAUUGGUGGCGGUGAUACUGGCUGUGAUUGCAUUGCCACAUCUUUACGUCAGGGAGCCAAAUCCAUUACCACAUUUGAGAUUCUCCCAGAGCCCCCUGUUCGACGAGCUGCUGAUAAUCCAUGGCCUCAGUUCCCCAGAGUCUUCAAGGUGGAUUAUGGGCAUGAUGAAGUCAAGUUGAAAUUUGGCAGGGAUCCUCGUCAAUUUAGUACAACAAGCAAGGAGUUCCUUGAUGAUGGCAAGGGCAAUGUCACCGGUAUUAAGACAGUCAAGGUCGAGUGGACGAAGGAUGAUCAAGGGCGAUGGAAGAUGGAAGAGGUUCCCAACUCGGAGAAGGUCUACAAGUGUGAUUUGGUUCUGCUGGCCAUGGGCUUUUUGGGCCCAGAAAAAUACAUUGCAGAGGAACUGCAGCUUAAGUUGGAUCCUCGAAGUAAUUAUGAGACGCCUAAUGGACAGUAUUGCACAUCAGUUCCUAAAGUAUUUGCAGCAGGGGAUUGUCGUCGUGGCCAGUCGCUCGUGGUGUGGGCCAUCUCUGAGGGAAGACAAGCCGCAAGAGAGGUGGACCAGUUCUUGACUGGAGAAACGAACCUGCCCGGCCCGGGCGGCGUCAUCGUACCUCACGCUCGCCGUGGUUAAUUUCUGUCGUGGAAAAGGAAAACAAUUAUUAUUUUAAAGCAAGGGCUUCCAUUCAGUAGCAUCCCUUUCGAUUUCUGUUGCUUUUCCUCCCCAUUUCUGUUCGUUUCUAAGCUACUGUCAGAAAGGAGGGAAUCAACAGAUGGCAUCAUUAGUUGUUUUCAGAGUCGUUCCUUUUCUGUUUUUGAGUCAUUGCCCGCAAAAUGCGUCCCUUGUUUUUCUUUGUAGAAGCUGGGCUCUCUAUAUGUUAUGGUGGUGAAUUUACUUUCGCCAAAAGCCAUUAUCAGUAUUAGAAAGGGAGAACUUUGAGUGUUAGUGUGUGAGUGUUCUGCAUGGAGGAGAUUCACCAAUGGCAGAUUGAUAGAAUGGAAUUUCUUUUGUACAAGCAAAUAUUGAUUUUAUGUCCUAUUUUUGUUACUGUGAGCUUUUAAAACCCAAAGUAAAGGUGUUUCAAUUUUUUUUUUUAAAUUUGUUGCAUACUGGAUAACAAUGAACUUUUGUCAACUUGGUUUAUUCAUCUGAAAUCCUUUUACUUCAGAUCAUAUUUUACUUUUUCUUAACGUAGGCUUAAGUUUGUAUAAAUAUUUUGUUAUUUCUGAGUAGUUUUGUUUUAUAUUUCAAAUUUAAUGAUUUGAAUGUGCAAAAUGCUGGAAUCUACAGAGCUGUGUCUAUUUAAUUACUCAUUUUUUGUGUGUUAUGUUAAUUUUUAAGACCUGUUGAAGUUAAACUUGAAUUUGAAGGCUAGAAAUGUGGAUUGUUUGAGGUUUAUGUUGGUGUAUCUACCUCAAAGUCAAAAGGCUAGUGCUGUUCUAGUUAUUGAUUGCUAAGUCACAUAACAAAAACAUAAGUAUAACUUGGGUUUUCUUUUCUCAUGCAUUUGCUUUAUUGUAUCUCGCCAAAGAUUUCAAACAAAUCAAAGGGCUCUAGAAGAUUAUUUGUUCUUUUAAAGGUUUUUUGUUAUUGUUGUUGUUGUAACGCUGUUAAUGGUAUGCCUGUUGCAACACACUGAAACAAUUUGUCUGCUCAUGAAUUUCCCAGUCGGUGCUUGUUAUUUACGUUGUCUCAUCUUGCUAAUAUUAGCUUGAAGCUAGUAGAUAAGCAAUGGACCUAUAAGCAACAGUUUUGGUCAAUUUAUUUGGCCAUUUUGUGGUUGAUUAUGCGAUUGUGCAGCCGUAUAUUUGUUUUACUGUGUAUGUUUACUUAGUAAAAGAAUUAUUGUUGCAAUAUGCGAAGCAAUUUAUGUAUCAUGUACAUUUAUCAAUGGAAUAUCUCUGUUUCAAGUUUCCCAUGAACAUGUAUACUGUAAAAACUUAUAUAAUCUACAUCUUGGAUAAAAAAAAAUGAAUAAAACUAUUUUAUGAAAUUAUUUUUUCUGAAACAUAGUUCUGGAAAUAAUUGUGCUCUGAUCGUUCAUGCCUGAAGCGCAUCUCUUCGAUAUGCAAUCGAGUGUCUGGUUAAUGUGUUAUGUAGCACUUUUUUUUUUGAAAUUAUUGUCAAAAGUACUGUAUAUCGCGAUGAAUUGUGGUGAAAGUCGUGUAUGAGAUUGAAGUUAAUCCUUGUUUCAUUACGGACCUGUAGUUACAACAUUCACAUUUGAAGGCUACUGUACCAUUAUCAUGUGUGCUUUAGAUCUUCACUGAAGAUAUAUUUUAAAUUGUCAAUUUAGGGGUUUGCCCCAUAACAAAUUGCUUUAAGAAAAUUAACUGUUGAAGACUACUAGUAUUUUUAUUACAUCUUUAAAGUAGCAAACUGGCUUUGAAAGCCAGCUGGUCAAGAGUUUAUGGAGGGAAUGCUGAUAGACUGGCAAAGAAUACUUGAAUGGUUGAAGGGUUUAUCCUGUCAACAAUAUAAAUUGGUAUUGCACAAAUGAAGUUGAUUCCGAACUACAUUUCCAAAAUAAAAGCAAGAUACUUGUUAGAAUAGACAUGUGCCUUUUAGAUUUUUGCUUGAAUGGUCUGAUGUUGAAAGCUAUUGUUCUACUCAUAUUAUGAAAAGAACCUUGAUCUUGGCAUACAUCUGAAUCCACCUUUGCCUGUGGCACUUUCAUUAACAUUUUUCUUGUGUCCGUGUGAUGUGAGUGUCUGAGCCUGGACGGUGCUCACUAUUCAACCUUGGUCUUUUCUGCGAAUAAUUACUCUUACAAAUGGCUUUUUAGUUUGAUCAAAAUAGGCUCAAGUGAUCUCCUGUGCGUUCCAUUACAUGUAGCCAAGCAUUUAUUGAAAAUAUAAAUGUUCAAAUGCAAGAGGCAUGGCUUUGACUAUAAUACUAUGAACUUAAUUAAUCAGGCAACCUGUCAUGUCCCUUGUAUUGAACGGAUGUGAUACUAUACACAUUUUGGGUAAAUAGAGUGCAUUUAAAGUUAAGUUCUGUCUUCAUCAGGGAAUUUGCAGGUACACAUGUUCAUCAUAUAUUUACUAAGAAAGUUCAUUUUUAAAAUCUGAUAUGUACUCAGUCUCUCUCUUGCCAGCAUGUUAAAGUUACAGAAAUUAAUUUUAUCCAAGUACGUAAUUCUUGUCUAGAUUAUCUUCGGCCUCUUUCAAUAUUGUUAUAGAAAGAAGUCAGCCAUAAACUACCAAUAUAAUGGAUGUGUGUAUUGUGAAAAAUGCAAAACAAAAGACAAAAAAAGAAAAUAAUAUUAAGCAACAAUGAGACAAUAAUAAUGUAAAGUAAACGAAUCACAUAUAUUUCAACUGCAUUAGUUAGUGUGCUUGUGAGAGCGGCCAGAUAAAACGGUGAUGGGAAGUGGUUCCACUCCACAGAAGAGGUUUCCAAAGUGUACAUGUUGUAUCACUGUUUUGACAAUAAAAACCGCUCGCACUUAA